Messenger RNA from Hydra vulgaris (swiftwater hydra), 1405 nucleotides. RefSeq names its product protein saal1. NCBI's taxonomy places the organism in Eukaryota, Metazoa, Cnidaria, Hydrozoa, Anthoathecata, Hydridae. Gene Ontology annotation, cellular component: nucleoplasm. The record is from RefSeq and is a predicted model, not a curated record.
AUUACAACUUAAUAAUUGUUUAUUUUAAAAUUAUUUUAGAUCAAUGUCUGACAAUGAGCUAUUACGAAAUCCUUCACCACCCCCAUUGACAGAUGAAGAAAAAGCAAAGUUGAAAGCUGAUUACAUAGGAGAAUCAUUAUUCAGCAAAAAGUGGGUGUUAAAUGUUAUAUUUAAAUUGUUUUCACUAAAAGAAGAAGAAAUUUAUGACACCCAGUUAAAACUAAAACAAAAUUUUUUAGAAUCUAAUUCAGAACAAAGGUUAUGCAAUGAAUCAAAUAAUGAUAAUUUAAAAGAACUUCUUGGUACAUUUGAAGAUGAGAUUUGUGAACUUUGGGAUAUUAGUGCAAACAGUGAUGUUUCUACCUUUCUUUAUGAAAAUGAUAGUCAAGCUAUACUUAUGUAUGUUUUAGAUAAAACUCAAUCUCCUCGUCUUUUAGAAAUAUGUUUUGGAAUUCUAGGCAAUAUGGCAUGCGUUGAAAAAGUUGCUUUAGGUAUGAUAUCUGAUGAAACAUUUUGUGAUACAUUACUGGAAUAUCUCAGUCUUACUGAUUCCUUAAGUUUAGUUGAGUUAACACGGUUACUUUGUGUUUUAAUGUCACAUGAAGUCUGCUUAGAAAAAUUAAUUAAAUCAUUUGAGACCUCAAGCUUGGAGCCACAUCCAGUCGAUCAGUUAGUUCGUAUCCUUCAAAAUUCUUUGAAUGUAAACAUAGUGAUGAAUAUUGUAGAAAUAUUAGAUUUAAUAUUCGAUAAUUCUGAUAAGCUCAUGGAGUUACAUUGUAAAGAAAUUUUAAAUUGUUUGCUGGACGUAUACUAUAUUUUAAAUGAAAACAGCAUGCAAGAACCUAUUUCAAACUUGUUACAUAUACUCCAAUCGUUUACAACUACUGUUUCUUGUGUUUGUGAACUUUUAAAACAUGAUUCUUUAGUUGUAUUUUUAUGUUCUAUUUUUGCUCAUUUGCUUUCUGGAAAUAACCCUAGAGUAAAGGACCAAUGUCUGCAAUCCUUUUAUUCAGUUCUUAGCUGUUUGUUAUCUGGCAAUGCUAAAGCAGUUUUAUCAACUAUUAAUGAAAACUAUAAUCUUUUGGUUUUUUUAAUUGAUAUUUUGAACGAAAAGCUAACAGAAUAUGAUACUAACGAAGAAGCAGAACUUAACCAUAUUUAUUUAAUGGUGUAUCUUGAACCUUUUCAUGAUAUUUUUUAUAAUUUAACUAUAUGUGAAGAACAUUUUGGAAAUCUUUUUCAAGUGUUAAAAGAUAAAAAGAUAUUGAUCAAUAACAUUAUUGAUUUAUGCACUGUUAUUGGAAUGCACUCGGAGGAUUUUGCUCACUUCUCUGAAAAUUUAGCAACCUUUAAUGAAAAUCUUAACUUAUAGAAUAUUUUUUAUAAGAAAAAAAAUCUGUCUUUA